Molecule: messenger RNA, 1737 nt
Organism: Aphanomyces invadans
Lineage: Eukaryota; Oomycota; Saprolegniomycetes; Saprolegniales; Verrucalvaceae
Exons: 9
Coding region: 1-1737 (578 amino acids)
Biological process (GO): proteolysis
Molecular function (GO): aspartic-type endopeptidase activity
Source: RefSeq, a predicted model, not a curated record
AUGUUGUUCAACGAUGCGUCUCAAGAGGAGCCGCGUGACUUGAGGCGGCUUGAGUCGGCUAUCAAGUUUGACGUCAAGAUCGUCGACGCUGAGUCGCGUGUGGGCAAGAUGCUUGAUGGGAUAUCCCUGGAGGGCGGUCAAUCCCUCGGUGCUGCAGACGGCUGUGAACAAGCAGAUGCAGCUACAACGGAACAAGCAUAUACGGACGGAUGUUUUCCGUUUUGUGCGCUUGCUACGGACGUUCGCAGUCGGCUACCAAUGUACGGCGGCGUGGAAGAUGAAGAGAAACCCGCCAAACCGACGCUGAAGUGUGGUGAAUCUCGCAACUCGGAGUCCAAGAAGCAGGAGCCACCGAAGAAGAAGGACAGUACAGGCAAAGGCUUCGGAAAACCAAGUGGUGUUACGUCAACCGACGCGGUAUCCGACUGCCCCAAGGCGGCGUCGGAUGAGGCAGAGGGGCUCAUUCAAGCCCAAAUCAAGGGCCGGAAAGAAGCUCGUGACAAACGCGCGACGGCCAACAUGAUCGACCUUAGCCGCGAGCGCACGAAGAUUGAAGGCCGUGCUGUGGUGUGUGAGGUUGUCCCUGUGGAUCAGUUGUUGUUGGACACUGGUGCAAGCGUCAACGUCGUGUCAGCUGAGCUGUUUAGCGCCCUCAAGAAAGCCAAGGCCGACGUUCAAGUGGUGCAGGCGGCUACGAAUGAGUGUGGCGCUCGAGACGACGUGUGGGCCCCUGCUACUGCGCGGCAUGCUUCUCUCGGGUUCUCGAUGGAUACGUUGCUUGUCCAAGCUCGGGCAAAAAAGCCCGAGAGGGACCUGAGUGACAGCAGUUUCCUGCCCAUGACGGUCGACGCCACGGUCCAUCACGUGCAAGCUGUGAGACCAAUUGUUGAAGACUAUGACCCCGACGGCUGGAUGGAGUGCGCGACACCGAAGCUGGACAUUCGGGAUGGUGAGGACAACGAAGAAAGCCGGCAACGUCAGCAGGCGGAGCUUGAAGCCGUCCUAGCUAUCAAAGUGGAUGAAGCCAAGAGUCAAGGCCUCAGCCCAGCUGGUGUUACCAAGCUGGAGAUCUUGGUAGCCAUUCAACCGGUGGACCCGUUGCUCCGCCUGUUGGAAGUUGGAACCACGUUGCCUAAGAAUGCCAAGAAGCCGGCGUUGAUCAAACUCCCGGCCGACAAGACAGUAUGUCUCUUUAUCGACACUAGCGAUGGCUUUUGGGAAGCCAUUGCAACUCAAGUCCCUCCUGAAGAACUGAACCAGAUAGUCGAGCAGCGCCAGAGCCGUUGGCGUUCCUUAGCGGCUCGUUUGUGGGGCAAGCUCGAGUUGGCCCAUUGUGGAGAAGGAGACCACCGCAACCUGGUGCAUAUCUUCAACCCAAUGGGACAAAGCCCGAAUACGGCCAAGUACCAAGCGGACAAGUUGCAACACUGGGACCUGGUCAUGUCUACGUUCUCCUACAUGAAUGAGAGUGUUUCCGGUGAAAACAACGCAUGGGAAGACUUGCUGAGCCGCUGGGGUUCGGUGCCUGCUUUCCGCGAGUUCGCAACUGUAUCCACCCUCAAGGUACAGACGGAGUACCUGGCUACCGGUCAAGCCCCAGGCGGUGUGAAAUGGAACAAGAAGACGAAGUUCCAUGUGACAAGCGAUGACAAGACGUGGCGCCCCGACGAAGCUGUAGAUCUGCAGCAACGUCUAUGUGUGUUCGCGCACCAAGGCGCGGAUGACACCGCCGCGUAG